AUGAGGAAAGUUUCAAGGCAAGAAUAUUUGAAGAAACUGAAGGAGCUCAGAGAUGAUAUAGAAAACGAGCAGUAUCUAUUUGAUGGUCCUCGUCGAGGAGUUGUUCGUUUCGGAAAGAAAGGAAAGUUGUCACCUCGCUUCAUUGGACCUUUCGAAAUUUUGGACAAAAUCGGAGAAGUGGCAUACCGUUUGGCUCUACCGCCUCAACUGGCUGGAGUACAUAACGUUUUCCACGUCUCUAUGCUACGGAAAUACGAGCCACACCCUUCUCACAUCAUCAAUUGGAAGGAGAUUAAUCUUGACGAAGACGUGACAUUUGAAGAAAAGCCUGUCAAGAUUUUAGAUCGUCGCGAGAAGAAAUUACGAGGCAAAACUAUACCAUUGGUUCAAGUUCUCUGGAGACAUCGUGGGACGGAAGAGUCAACGUGGGAGCGAGAAGAUAUGAUACGUGUCAAUUACCCUCAACUAUUCGAGUCUAAAGGUACGAAUUAA
Molecule: messenger RNA, 492 nt
Organism: Camellia sinensis
Lineage: Eukaryota; Viridiplantae; Streptophyta; Magnoliopsida; Ericales; Theaceae
Source: RefSeq, a predicted model, not a curated record